AUGCAGCCAGACGGCGGGGAGCCUGCCGAGGCCUCGCCGGUCUUUAAGAAGCGGGGGCACCGUGGAAAAGUGACCAAGAUCUCAGCCACAGCCUUGCCGGACGAUGCGGCAGAUAACGCGUCGCCAGAUGAUGGAGAAAAAUCGGCUAGUCCGGCGGUCGACGAGCUCGUCACCCUGCGCAACCUCUUGCGCAAGCCAACAGGCAUCGAGCUCAGCCAGCUCAACCAAGGUGACACGAAGAAAAAGGGGGGAGAGCAGGGGACAGCUGCGGGAGGAGACGCGCAUGCCAAUGCCAUACACAAACUCGUGCACAAGGACCAUUUUCAGGGCGAGACGCGCGCCAUGGAUGUGGACAAGCACAUGAUGGACUAUGUCGAGUCAGAAAUGCGCAAGCGGAAAUUGGGCGACGGGGGCGACAUGUCGAAAGAAGGGCUUCAAAAACGCAUGGUAGACCCGGCAGACGAGCUCUUCCAAGUCGCGGAAAAGUACCGCAAGCUGCAGCGUGAGGCACAGAGCGAACUUCCUUCGCAGACAUCUCGCCCUAGCGCCGAAGGCCACUCGACUCUAAGUGCUGCCAUGCUCAGUAAGGUGCCCGAAAUUGAUCUCGGCAUCAGUGCGCGCCUGCAAAACAUUGAGGCCACAGAGAAGGCGAAGCGCGAGCUCUAUGAAAAGCGACAGAUUUUCCGCGCCAACGCCCGCACGCCGUCGGCACGCGACGAGGCGGCGCUUUUGCGAGAUGCGCGCCGCGAGGCCCACGGCGAGCCGAUACCCCCCCGCCCCGAGCCGCGUCCCCGGCACGAGCAGGCGAGCGAUGACCGGGUGCUGGGCCGCUUUAAGAAGCGGCAGCGCUCGUUUCGGUAG
This is a messenger RNA of Malassezia japonica, 861 nucleotides long. RefSeq lists its product as uncharacterized. Gene Ontology annotation, biological process: mRNA splicing, via spliceosome. Gene Ontology annotation, cellular component: spliceosomal complex. The record is from RefSeq and is a predicted model, not a curated record. The coding region runs from base 1 to 861 and encodes 286 amino acids. The transcript has 4 exons. NCBI's taxonomy places the organism in Eukaryota, Fungi, Basidiomycota, Malasseziomycetes, Malasseziales, Malasseziaceae.